This is a messenger RNA of Sclerotinia trifoliorum, 1225 nucleotides long. NCBI's taxonomy places the organism in Eukaryota, Fungi, Ascomycota, Leotiomycetes, Helotiales, Sclerotiniaceae. The record is from the annotation of a GenBank genome assembly.
UGCUAUUGACUUUAUUUAAGAAAAAACGUAAUCGCCGUCUUAUAAUUAAUUAGCUUUUUCUCAAUACGUAUACAUAUCAUUUUAAUUUCGAAUUCUAUGUCUAGCUCUUCUACAUUGGCAUAUUUGCAGGAUGUCCCGGCACUAGAACCGCCUCCUGGUGUUACUUCUAAUCUGUCGCAUCUGGAGGAUAAAGGCUAUAUUCUUAUCAUUGUUUGUUCUUUGCUUCUUGUUCUUAUGAUUUUAUGUUUUUCCGCUCGUGUGUAUGUUCGGUUUACGAGUAAGACUUAUGUUUGGGGUGAUGGUAAGAUGCUUUUUGAACUAGAUUGCUUGGCUUGGGAUUCGGGAAUGUUGCUAAUAUUAUUGAUUGAGUUACUUGUUUGUUUGCUAUUGUUAGUAAGAGUCUAUAACUUGUGGUAGAGCUUCGUUGUCUAACUUGCUGCUUGAAAAGAUUUUCGCAAUAGCUUAUUACAUUGCGUCAAUCAUAGGUCAGUACAGAUACCAAAUGUCCCCAGGGUACCUACUAAUGGCACAAUAUUAGGUGUUGUGAAAGGUCCCGUAGGCAAGCAUCAGUGGGAUAUCACCAUUGGAGAUGUGACGAGCGAUGAUUUCAUCAUAGUACGUGUUUGACUAGUCUUUUGUUACUGGGCCUAGCCAACUAGCAAUAGGCCGUUGCAUUCCUCAGCAAUCUUUUAUUUUCCCCAACUCUCCUUCUUACGAAAGUCACAUUAUUCGCCCUCUACCUGGAAUUAUUCCAUCCCUUUAAAUGGUUAAAGAUAUGUGUAUACAUCGGAGUCAUCACAACAACCAUGUUCUAUCUUGCAACAGGAGCUCUAAUGACAGUAUGGAGUUCUCCUAGUCAUGGACAAACUUGGAAAGCGCAUCUUUUUACAAUGGAACAACAAUAUGCUCAAAUCUACGCGUCGCCUUUUGCGGCAGUUGGUUUGGCUAUUGAUUUGUAUCCUCUUAUUCUUCCAUUGAAGGCCGUAUAUGAUCUUUACUUGCCGCUUAGACGCAAGUUCGAAGUAGGAGUUGUUUUCUUGACUGGUAUUUUGUAUGCACCCUGUUCAAACUUCCACUAUUAUAGCCUAGUUUCCGAAACAAAUCCUGACAAUUACUCCUACAGUGCUUAUAUCGCUUCUACCCUCAGUGUCUAUUAUCGAUUCAUCAAUAAGUAGAGCAACACUAAAGACACAACAUGGAGCCUACAAAAUGUCAUUAUUUUCUC